Messenger RNA from Engraulis encrasicolus (European anchovy), 3337 nucleotides. It is a transcript of the gene cip2a, whose product is annotated as cellular inhibitor of PP2A. The transcript has 22 exons. Lineage: Eukaryota; Metazoa; Chordata; Actinopteri; Clupeiformes; Engraulidae. The record is from RefSeq and is a predicted model, not a curated record. The coding region runs from base 64 to 2763 and encodes 899 amino acids.
GGGAGGAGCCACUUGUUGUGAAUAGUUGGUCGCAAACAUCUGUGGCAGAUAAAUCAGUAAAUAAUGGAUAUUACAACGUGUUUAAAGUCCAUGCUCCUGGCCAUCCGGCAAUACAAAAAUAAUAGAUCUGCUGUCAACACAUCACAACUUCAAAAACAGAUUAACGACCUUACAGGCCUACAGUGUUACAAACUCUUGGUGUCUGGCCAAGUGCUGCCCAGCGAGUGUUUGAGUGGGCUCCUGGAGGUACUGGAGGACCCCAAGACCAGCCAUGCUCUCACCAGCUCCAUCCUGUCCUUUCUGGCUAAGCUGGUAACAGCAGAUGAGGAGACGAGAGAGGCCCUGCAUUGCAGCUAUAAUCUGAUUGGUGCUCUGGCUUCCAUCAUCCACUCCAACAGAGCCACCCCAGAGGACCCGCUAGUGGUGCAGUGUCUUCAAGUGCUGCAGAGACUGACUUACAGCAUGAGGAUAUCCUAUGGCGUCUCGUACCUGGACGACCUCCUAGCCUUCUUAAUGCAGACCAUCAAGUCUCGUAAUGAUGACAUCAUAAAGCCAUGCCUGGGCCUCAUGGCCAAUCUCUGUCGACAUAACCUCUCCGUCCAGACUCACAUCAAGAGCCAGAGCAAUGUUAAAUCUCUUUAUCGCUCCCUAAUUGAUUUCCUUGCUCACAACUCUUUGACGGUGGUCAUCUACGCCUUGUCCAUAUUAAGUAGCCUGACGCUCAACGAGGAGGAAGGGCAAAAGCUUUUUAAUGCAGAGAACAUUCACCAAACAUUUCCACUUAUCUUCAACAUAACCGUUAAUGGCGAUGGGUCUUUGACGCGCAACUACGCAGUGGACCUGCUCGUGGAUCUUGUGAAAAACCCAAAAAUUGCGAACUACUUAGCCAACUAUAAGCUUCUUCCAGCGUGUCUGACUGAGGUCUUUGGACUCCUGCAUAGCAAAGAUGCAGAGACCGCCGCUAAGGUUCUAGAACUGCUGGUGGCGUUGUGUUCCGUCACAGGUGUCCGGAAGCUUCUGAGCGAGACGGUGUUCCGCUCCUUCAAACCUCGGAGGCAGGCUGCGGGAAAGAGAGGGGGGCAGGCCAAAGGCUCGGAGCCCUGCUUGGCCCUGCUGCAGUGGGCCACGGGGCCCCUCCUCGACCCCGAGAGGUGCUGCCUGCUGGCUCUGCAUCUGCUCACUGAACUGUUCGAGGAGGUGAUAGACUCUGGCAGCACCUCCUCAGUGCACUCGUACCUGGAGCUGCUCCUGCCAGCCCUGGUGGGCCUCCUGCAGGUACCCGACUCCUCAGAGGAGGAGAAGCUGAUCAAGAGGCACUGCGUACGCGUGGGUCGAGCCACUGAGUUGCUCCUCAUGCUGUGCGGUGAGGAUCAUCUGAAGAGCCUGGUGUCUGUGCAGAUCACCUCCCAGCUCUGCUGCGCUCAGGUGGAGCUUCUCCUCUCCACCAGCCACAGCUCCUGCAGCCCCGUCACAGACUCACACCUCAGUCAGGUGUGUGCGGAGGCUGUGCUGAAGCUGCUGGAGCUGGUGAGUCACCUGAAGCAGCAGGUGGUGGACAUGGAGGCCUGCUUCUACAGGAUGCUACAGGACCAGCGCAUGGUGACGCCCCUGUCCCUGGCCAUGAUGUCCCAGCGUGGGGAGCUGGUGCAGAGUGCCCUCCGCAUCCUCUUUGAAGCGGCUCCCCUGCCCGACUUCCCAUCCGUCAUUUUGGGGGAGAGCAUUGCGGCCAACAACGCGUACCGUGAGUCUCAGCGGGGCUCGGACAUGUCCGUCAAAUGUGUUGGCGGGCAGGAGGCCUCAACCAAGCUGUCAAUCAUCCACAGCACUAGCUCUGCCCCCGGAGGAGGCAAGGGGAACAACACCACCAAGCAGACCAUAGACUCUCUCAUAGAGAAACUGCACAGCGGACUAGAGUUACAGGAGCAGGUGAAGGAUGUCCACAUGUCGGAGGUGAUUGAUGUGUACGAGCAGAAGAUCUCAGCUCUGGCUUCAAAGGAGAGUCGUCUGGAGGAUCUUCUGGAGGCCAAAGCUCUGGCGUUGGCUCAGGCCGACCGACUGCUGGCCCAGUACCGCUGCCAAAGGGCUCAGGCUGAGGCUGAGGCUCGUAAGCUGGGCGGCCUGCUGCAGGAGAGUGAGCGCGGUAAGGAGUGUCUUCAGGGGGAGCUGGGGGAGCAGGUGGUGGAGGUGGGGAGACUCAGGCAGGACAUACAGCAGCUGCUGGAGCACAACGCACGACUGCAGGCCGUCUCCGACGAACACCAGGGGCUCAAGGCCUCAUACAACCAGCUACUCAACAGGUAUAAUGAGACGGAGCGUGCUCUGAGGGAUCUGAGGAGUGAUCAUGCGGCCCUCAUACAGACCACUGAGGAGCUGAAGAGGAACUAUGAGGCACUCAGACUGCAGCAGGAGAGGACUCUGGCUGAGGUGGCGGAACAGGAUAAGCUGAUCCAGGGUCUACAGGCGGACCUGAAGGACCGGGAGAAGGCCAUCGCAGGCCUCCAGGGGGAGGUGGCGAGGCAGAAAGAGCAGGCUGAGGAGAUGGAGGAGAGCAUCAGCAUUCUGAGGAAGGAGCUGAACAAGACAGAGCAGCAGAGGAAAGAAGCCAGCAUUAAGGCCUCGUCUUUGGAGCUGCAGAAGUCCCAGCUGGAGGCCAAACUGCAGAAGAAGGAAGACGAGCUGAACAAGAACAUGCAUAUGAUCGCCAUGAUCCACAGCCUGAGCGGUGGCAAGAUCAACACAGACAACGCCAACGUAUCACUCUGACACUCUACCUCUCUCUAUUAUUCUCGUGCUCUAUAUCUCUCCCCAUCUGUCCAUUACUCUCGCUCUCUCUCUCACUCUCUUCUGUAUCUCUCUCUCUCUCACACACACACAUAAACUCUCUCUGCUGGACAAGUUUAGCAAGAUCGACUCUUCCCUCUGACAUUCCUCACUGGGCCACUCCACACUCCCUGUCGUUUUGUUUGUGUAGAUGAAUCUCUCCGCCCCUCAUUCUCUUUCUCUUUCUUUCUUUUUCGGUCUUCUCUAUUUCUCUUCUUCUCUGGCUGUUUUGUUGUCUUGGUUUUUGUGUUUACAUUUUUCCUUUUUGCAUAUCUUUCUUUUUCUCUUCGCUUCUCUCAUCAUUUUCAGUUGAGAGUAGACGUUAAAAUCAGAUUCAUUCCUUUAUAAUUUUAAUGAAUAUGCAUAUAUAUAAAUUAACCAGGGAAUGGCUGCUUCUAAAGUAGAUGGGCUGUGAUGAAGUGUUUUAAGUUAAUAUGUGUCGUGUUUGUGGUCUGUAUGUUUUAAAUUGUGCAUACCCUUGUCUUUAAUGUCAAAUUAAAGUCACUAUAUUACAUAG